GAUCACCAGCUUGCCACAGUCACUGUCAACUCUUGAACAUUUUCCAGUAUUGGAAUUUGUAUAACUUGUAAAGUUCUAUCUAUCAUCUCCAUUCCUUCAAGCGUGGAGUUUCAUGGAAAUUAUACUCUAAUCCGAACAUCCGACUAUUCGCCCCCCCCACCCAUCAAACGCCAUGGACCUCGAGGAAUUAAGAUCCCAAUUUCCAUCCCCGACAGUCCUAGAAGAUCCGCUCUCGAUGUUCUUUGAUUUUGGAACACCAGUUCAAGAAGUUCAGAAUAAACACCAAACUACAACUCAGAGUCACGAGCCUAGAGGCGGCGUUAGGGUCUCGUUGGCAUGUGUGCCGUGUCGAAGUCGUCAUGUAAAAUGCGGAGCAGAGAUGCCUUCAUGUAGUCGUUGUCAGCAAGACGAUAAGCCGUGCUUUUAUGCAAAGUCAAGAAGAGGCAUGAGAUACAAGAAUGCUUCCAGAAAAAGAAACUCGACAAAAGCGCAUGUUGAAAAACGGUAUAUUAUAACAGAUCAAGGAAAGUAUUCUACUUCAGCAGGAAGUCAUGCUGGGAACUCAUCUAGUGAAUCGUGGACUGGUGCAGUUUCUGACGCAUCACCAAGCCCUAGUAGCUCUUCAUCCAGAUUACACAGCGUUAAUCUCAUGGACUCAAAAAGGCUGAUUGAUCUUUACUACAAUUUCUUCCACAAAGCCCAUCCAUAUAUUAUGCCAAAACCUCAUUUUCUAAAUAGACUGAAAUCCAACCCAGACUCUUUGAAUAACCUUCUUCCAGUAAUGCAAUAUAUCGGAUCGCUAUAUGCACCUGAUCUUUCAUCAGCAGAGUUCAGGUCUAUAGCUUUAAGCCAACUAAAAUUAGUCAAUUUGCCACAAAAUGGCUUUAGCGUUCAAACUUUACUUUUACUUGCCAUUGCUGUCCACGCGGAAGACGAAAGAGAAAAAGCACGGGCUAUCUUGGAUAGAAAUAUAUGCAUGGCAUUAGAGCUCGGGAUGAAUCAUCGAGCUUUUGCUGAGAUGGAAAGAGAUCUGGUAUUAGCUGAGAGCUGGAGAAGAACCUUUUGGGGCCUGUACGUUCUUGAUGGAGUGUUUUCUGGUAUUGCUUGUGCGUCUAGUUUUAUUUUAUCCGCAAUUGAAACACAAGUAGAUCUGCCUUGUGAGGACUAUGAAUAUGAGAGCGGAAGCAUUCCGCAACCUCGCACUCUCUCAGAUUAUGACUCCCGUGAUUUUGAAGACGAGAUCCCGGUAUUCUCCUCUUUUACAUACCUCAUUGACCUUGUCCGCAUCAUUGGUACAAUUCUUAGCAUCAAUGACAUCACGGGCAAAAAUCUAGAGCCUGCUGUUACAAAUGCCGAUGCUAUGCUUGUGAAUUGGAGACUCCAUUUACCAGUGGAGAAACAAGGGGUGGUGGAUAAGAAUGAGGAAGUCGAUGAAUUGUUAUUUCAAGCACAAAGUUUACUGCAGACACUUCUAGUAGUUAUCCACCGUCCCCUAUCACGCCUUUACCACUCACCACUCGAGAAAAUCUCCCGCUGUGCACCACCACCAUCCACCUCUUCCCCAACCGGCAACGAAGAUCUCACCCGCUGGCUUCACACAAAGAAAACCAUCGAAGCAGCCCAAACAGCCAUGAAUCUCUAUGCACUUCCUAGUUCAAUAUUACUACACACGCCUCUCGGUAUUUGUGGGAUUACAAAAGCAACACUCGCAAAUCUCAGUGCCUGUGCUUAUGUGUAUAACAAUAGAGGAGAUGACAGGGAAAGAGGAGGAAAUCUCGAAAGGUCGAGUGAGUGGAAGAUGGCUAGGGAUAGGAUUAGAUUGGGAUUAGGCGCCACGAAGGUUUUGGCGGGGGUUUGGGAGGGUGCGCGAGGGACAGAAAGAGAAUUGAAGACGAUUGCCAGAGGCGUCUUUGCGAAUGGUACGAGGAGAGAAGAGAGUAGAAUGACGAUACUGGGGACGCGUGGGGCGAGCGAAGAAGGGGGUAACGGAGGAUAUGUGGGGAUGGGAACGAGAACGGAGUUUGAAGGGAUUGGCCGAGAAAAUGGAUAUUCAACGGGUGACGGCUUUGAGGAGAAUUUUAGAGCGGGGGAGUUUGAGUAUUUGGGAAUUCUAAAUGGUUUGGCUGUGGGAACGAAUGUUGGAAUGGUGGGGAACGGUGGAGCUUCGAAUGGUUGUUGAAGAAAAGACGAAUAUCAUUGAAUUUAACGCAGGUAGAAACGGGACAUUACUUUCUAUGAGAAGAUAAAAGAUGUUGGAUGAAUGAAAAGAUUAUCA
Botrytis cinerea B05.10 is the source of this 2275-nucleotide messenger RNA. RefSeq lists its product as hypothetical. Gene Ontology annotation, molecular function: zinc ion binding; DNA binding; DNA-binding transcription factor activity, RNA polymerase II-specific. The transcript has 6 exons. The coding region runs from base 173 to 2179 and encodes 668 amino acids. Gene Ontology annotation, biological process: regulation of DNA-templated transcription; DNA-templated transcription. The record is from RefSeq and is a predicted model, not a curated record. NCBI's taxonomy places the organism in Eukaryota, Fungi, Ascomycota, Leotiomycetes, Helotiales, Sclerotiniaceae.